AUGCCUACGAAGGGGGAAAGGGGAAAAGCGACAGACUUCAGCAUCGCGGCCAUCAUGGCGCCCAGGGGUCCGUCCUUCGGGCAUUACCACCUGCAGGGCAUUGGCAACACCGCCGCUACCGCUAAUACGAACUUGGAAUGUGCGACUGCCAGAGAAUUCGUCGCCAACUCUGCCCUCGAUCACCGAUCGAGGACGUCCCCGGUGAACAUCGUGGCGACCGCGACAGUGGUGACGGACGAGGCGUUGCUGGCGGACGACGAGGUGGAGAACUGCGAAGGCGAGAGCGAGGGAACGGAGAAGUCCGGUAACGAGGAGGACGAAGAAGUGGACGUGGACGUCGAGGAGUGCAGCAGCGUCGACGACGGUCCGGUUCACGGGCCGGACGACCUGAGCACGACGUCGUCGUCGAGGAAGUGCCAAGAUUCUCACGGCGACCACGAACGGAAGCAUCGGCUCAGGACCAGUUGCAACUCCGACGAGCUUCGGGACGUCGAGUGUCAUCUCGAGACCAAGGAAUUGUGGGACAAGUUCAACGACCUUGGCACGGAGAUGAUCAUCACGAAGACUGGCAGGCGGAUGUUCCCGACCUGUCGCGUGUCGUUCAGCGGUUUGAAGUCGGAGGGCAGGUACGCGGUACUGAUGGACAUCGUCCCCGUGGACAACAAGCGUUACCGGUACGCGUACCACAGAAGCUGCUGGCUGGUCGCGGGCAAAGCGGAUCCCCCGGCGCCUGCGCGGCUCUACGUGCACCCGGACUCGCCGUUCACCGGGGACCAGCUACGAAAGCAGGUGGUUUCGUUCGAGAAGGUCAAGCUGACGAACAACGACAUGGACAAGCACGGUCAGAUCGUCCUGAACUCGAUGCACAGAUACCAGCCGAGGAUACAUUUGGUGAGGUGCCGGCAAACGGACGACAACAAUCUCCACAUAACCGAUCUUCAAAAGGAGGAGCACAAAACGUUCAUAUUCCCGGAGGCGAUCUUCACCGCUGUGACGGCCUAUCAGAAUCAGUUGAUUACCAAGCUGAAGAUCGACAGCAACCCGUUCGCCAAGGGUUUUCGAGACUCGUCCAGGCUCACGGACUUCGAUCGAGACCCGAUGGAGCUGAUGGAGCAGCAGCUGGUGCGUUGCGGCGUGGCUCCAGUUCGGUUGUACGAGCACCUCGCGAUGUCGUCACCAGCAGCAGCAGCGGCAGCGGCGGCCGCGGCGGCAGCGGCUCUGGGCGCCCAACAGCAACAGCAACAGCACCACCAGCAGUCGCAGCAGCAGUCGCAGCACGAGAACUCCGGGCACGCGUUGCCGCCGUGGAUGACGCCGUCGACGGCGCUCCUUUACGGAACCGUGGGUCAAACGCACCCUGGAACCAGACCCACCACCGGUUCCUCGUCGCCCUAUCCCGCGGUGGCGGCCACGGCGCCAUUUCCUUACCCAGCAGCCCUUCCCUGGCCCUGGCAGCCGCCACCGGUCGCGAUGAUCUCGCGGAGAUCCUCGCCACCCACCGCCACGGCUCCCUCCCUCAGGUACACCCCGUAUCCUCCGCCAGCGAGCACGCCCCCGCCCCUCAGGGCUCGCCCUUCCACCCCCAAUUAGCGCCCACCCUCGCAA
This is a messenger RNA of Colletes gigas, 1605 nucleotides long. Its product is annotated as T-box transcription factor TBX20-like. Gene Ontology annotation, cellular component: nucleus. Gene Ontology annotation, molecular function: DNA-binding transcription factor activity, RNA polymerase II-specific; RNA polymerase II cis-regulatory region sequence-specific DNA binding. NCBI's taxonomy places the organism in Eukaryota, Metazoa, Arthropoda, Insecta, Hymenoptera, Colletidae. Gene Ontology annotation, biological process: positive regulation of DNA-templated transcription; heart development; regulation of transcription by RNA polymerase II. The transcript has 6 exons. The record is from RefSeq and is a predicted model, not a curated record. Bases 1 to 1590 code for a protein of 529 amino acids.